CUGGUUGGUCUUUUAUCGACACAGUUUGUAUUUGGAGACGCACACCUAAGUUCUACCAGUAAUCUCGUCACACCGAACCACAGAACUGCACACGAGAACGCACUUCCUCAUCACAAAUCCCUCACUGAAAUAUAUAAAAGGAAACACAACGUCAAUUCUGGCCUAAAUUUACAUCCAACGGUAACCAAGUCAGUUAAAUCAACAAACGCUGAGUCGACCAAGGCUGAGGAUGUGAACGACUUUCUGGUCUACUAUCCUGAAAAAGUAAAUCACGAGGAAGAAAAGAAGGAAAAGUCGGAUCUGGAACAAAGGCAACUACCACUGAUACUGGGCAGUAUUGGAGCAGGUGUGUACCCAGAGUCGAAAGAUUCGUUGAUGUCGCUUAAAGAAGCACUCGGAAGCGCCCUGAGCGGCAUUUCGAGGUAUUUCAGAGAGGUUACGACCAGGAACCUGAACAACUUCUUCGACGCAGUGGAUAACUACGCCAAAAACAACAACGGCGGAGCCAUUUUUGAUAUCAAUGAAUACCCAUUCUAA
Molecule: messenger RNA, 537 nt
Organism: Theileria orientalis strain Shintoku
Lineage: Eukaryota; Apicomplexa; Aconoidasida; Piroplasmida; Theileriidae
Exons: 3
Source: RefSeq, a predicted model, not a curated record